Molecule: messenger RNA, 486 nt
Organism: Lactuca saligna
Lineage: Eukaryota; Viridiplantae; Streptophyta; Magnoliopsida; Asterales; Asteraceae
Source: the annotation of a GenBank genome assembly
AUGAGUUUCAUGGAGUUCAUCUCGUAUGUAAAGAAGUUGGUCAAGGAUGGAAGAAUCAAUGUGUACUAUUGUCUUCCACAACGUUCACUGAGAGAUGGGUUAAGAGCCUUGGAAGAUGAAAAUCAUUAUGUUCGUUUCCUUGAUGUUGGAUAUGAGAAUGGGGGUACGAUCAAUUUGCACAUUGAUCACAGUCAGGAGACAGUUAUGGAGUGGAUUGAAGAAGAGAUAGCUGAAGAUGGAUCGAUAGAUGGUAAUACAGAUGAUGAUGAUGAUGAUGUAGACUCUGAGCUUUCAGAUAAUGAGUUUGUGGAGCAUGAACCUGAUGAUGAAGUGAUACAAAUACAACCAUCUGAUGGUCAUUUCAUUAGAAGAAAAUUUUUCAGACCUCCAAGAGUUGUAGAUGAUAAGAAAGAUGUCAAAAAAGAUCUUCAUAAGUAUCCAGUUCAUGAUCCUAACCAAAAUGGGAUACAAUGGUUCCAGUCUUAG